CGUUCACACGUGCGGUGUGACAUUGGGGUUAAACCAUAGACAUCGCAAUUCUUCCAAACGAGCGCUCAAUCCCGCCGCUUAUGGCCAACAGCCGCGACGAUCCGACCCGCACCCGAUAUUUCGUCUCAGAAUCGGCCCGAUUUUUCCCCAUUCCCCCUUCUGGAUAAGAAAAAGAAGAAACUCAUAGGUGGAAGUAAUUCUUGGAUCUCAAUUUUCAAAAGUAAAGAACCAAAAACUGAGUAUAUUCACACUUGGUGAGCAAUGGGCGAUACGAUAGACUUAACAGGGAAUGGAGGUGUUCUGAAGACGAUUGUAAAGCAUGCCAAAGCCGACGCUGAUGGUCCAACCGAUGACCUUCCUCUUGUUGAUGUACAUUAUGAAGGAACUCUAGCAGAAUCUGGCGUAGUAUUUGAUUCAACUCGCGAAGACAAUACUGUUUUCUCUUUUGAGCUUGGAAAAGGAUCCGUGAUCCAGGCAUGGGAAAUUGCCGUCAAGACAAUGAAGGUCGGAGAGGUUGCAAAAAUCACAUGCAAGCCAGAAUAUGCUUAUGGAGUUGCUGGUUCUCCACCGGACAUCCCACCAGAAGCAACUCUUAUCUUUGAGGUGGAAUUAGUGGCCUGCAAGCCCCGGAAAGGUUCAAGUCUAGGCAGCGUUUCUGAGGAAAGGGCUAGGCUGGAAGAGUUGAAAAGGCAAAGGGAGGCUACUGCUGCAUUGAAAGAAGAGGAGAAGAAAAAGAGAGAUGAAGCCAAAGCAGCGGCAGCUGCUCGGAUGCAAGCCAAGUUAGAGUCCAAAAAGGGCGGAAAGGGGAAGAGCAAAGCAAAAUAAUUUCAUGUUACAGUGUUAAAAGAUCAGUUAAACAAAAUAAAUGAGAUAGAAACUUUGGAGUCAUGGAUUUGUAAUACAUUUGAAUUUGCUAAAUACAUUUGAAUUUGCUGUAGCAAAUAGGAUGAUACAGUGAAAUUGAGUCACGUUGCUUAGUAUUUUCAUUGUAUUCUGGAUAUUAACUAAGCAUUUUGCUUGUAAUUUCACCGAUUAGCUGAGAAUAAAAAGACCCUUUUUUACCGCCA
Molecule: messenger RNA, 1067 nt
Organism: Cucumis melo (muskmelon)
Lineage: Eukaryota; Viridiplantae; Streptophyta; Magnoliopsida; Cucurbitales; Cucurbitaceae
Product: peptidyl-prolyl cis-trans isomerase FKBP20-1
Exons: 7
Coding region: 262-825 (187 amino acids)
Biological process (GO): protein peptidyl-prolyl isomerization
Cellular component (GO): cytoplasm
Molecular function (GO): peptidyl-prolyl cis-trans isomerase activity
Source: RefSeq, a predicted model, not a curated record